AUGGAACAGGCCAUCAUCUUGGUCGGAGGGUUAGGUGCAUCUGAAUAUCUCUUCAAGUGCCUCGAGGUGUCGUCCGACGGAAUUCAAAUCAUGCAGCCCCCGAAUGCUUGGUCUGCUGUGGUACGUGGUGCUGUUUACCGUGGACAGGAAGGAAACCAGGUCGAAGGCUGUAUUUCAAGAUGUAAUCAUGGCACCAAGAUUCGAGAGCCUUUUGAUCCCAAGAUCCACGGUGCCGAGUUUCCUCCCAUGUUAUGUGACUUUGACGAAGAAUGGUGA
Messenger RNA from Penicillium arizonense, 276 nucleotides. RefSeq lists its product as uncharacterized. Bases 1 to 276 code for a protein of 91 amino acids. Lineage: Eukaryota; Fungi; Ascomycota; Eurotiomycetes; Eurotiales; Aspergillaceae. The transcript has 2 exons. The record is from RefSeq and is a predicted model, not a curated record.